Messenger RNA from Metarhizium acridum CQMa 102, 1188 nucleotides. It is a transcript of the gene ARR3, whose product is annotated as arsenicals resistance. Gene Ontology annotation, cellular component: plasma membrane. Gene Ontology annotation, molecular function: antimonite transmembrane transporter activity; arsenite transmembrane transporter activity; antiporter activity. NCBI's taxonomy places the organism in Eukaryota, Fungi, Ascomycota, Sordariomycetes, Hypocreales, Clavicipitaceae. The record is from RefSeq and is a predicted model, not a curated record. Gene Ontology annotation, biological process: antimonite transmembrane transport; arsenite transport.
AUGGCUGAGCCCACGCCAAACGACACCAAGCAACGCGACACGGAAAAACAAUCCCCGGCAUGCGCGCAAAAGGUAUCGGCCUUCAAGUCCCUCGGCUGGCUGGACAGGUUCCUCGCGAUAUGGAUCUUUCUCGCCAUGCUCAUCGGCAUACUUCUGGGGAACUUUGUGCCCAGUACUGAGAGGGUUCUCCAGCAGGGACACUGGGUUGGUGUGUCGAUACCAAUUGCAAUCGGGUUGUUGGUCAUGAUGUAUCCCAUCCUGUGCAAUGUGCGGUACGAAACGCUGCACCAGAUUCUGGGGCAAAAGGCCCUGUGGACACAGGUCCUCUUCAGUAUCGUGUUCAACUGGCUCGUUGCACCGUUCUUCAUGGUACAUGGUUCCUCCCCUCCCCCAGUACACUCAUCGGUAGGUGGAAUCGGGCUAACAAUGAAGGAAUGCAAGCUCGGCUUGGCAUGGGCUUUUCUUCCUGAUGAACCAAAUCUCCGCAAUGGCCUCAUCCUCGUCGGUCUUGGCCGCUGUAUUGCCAUGGUGCUUAUAUGGAAUGGCCUUGCGGGCGGCGACGCCGAGUACUGCGCCAUCUUGGUCGCCAUCAAUUCCAUGCUGCAAAUGGUCCUGUUCGCCCCCAUGGCUGUAUUCUUUAUCCGCGUCAUUGGACGCCCAGCCAGUGACGACGUGGCAGUACAAUACUCCGUCGUCGCAACCAGCGUGGGCGUGUUUCUGGGCAUCCCUCUCGGCGCGGCAAUCAUCACCCGCCUUGGCUUGCGGCAUCUAGCCGGCGAGAAGUGGUACAACGACAUCUUUAUGAAGUUCCUGUCGCCAUGGUCCUUGAUCGGGCUGCUGUACACGAUUAUUGUGUUGUUUGCUGCGCAGGGAAAGCAUGUAGUGCGGCAGAUUGUGAGCGUUGUGCGUGUGGCCGCUCCGCUGGUGGUGUAUUUCCUCGUCAUCUUCUUUGUGACGCUAUGGGCGACGAGGAGAUUGGGGUAUGGCUACCGCCUUGGAUGCACGCAGAGUUUCACGGCUGCCAGCAACAACUUCGAGCUAGCCAUCGCGGUGGCGGUUGCAACCUUUGGGGCGGAUAGCGAGCAGGCGUUGGCGGCGACGGUUGGGCCGCUGAUCGAGGUUCCUGUCUUGGUUGGGCUGGUGUAUUUCGUGAGAUGGAUUGGACGGCGGUGGAAAUGGGACGAGUAA